Penicillium pulvis is the source of this 2679-nucleotide messenger RNA. Its product is annotated as MCM DNA helicase complex subunit MCM2. Gene Ontology annotation, biological process: DNA replication; double-strand break repair via break-induced replication; mitotic DNA replication initiation. The transcript is spliced from 5 exons. Gene Ontology annotation, molecular function: single-stranded DNA helicase activity; ATP binding; single-stranded DNA binding. The record is from RefSeq and is a predicted model, not a curated record. The coding region runs from base 1 to 2679 and encodes 892 amino acids. Gene Ontology annotation, cellular component: MCM complex; nucleus. NCBI's taxonomy places the organism in Eukaryota, Fungi, Ascomycota, Eurotiomycetes, Eurotiales, Aspergillaceae.
AUGGAUCCCCUCCAGCCCAGUGACUCGGCCGCAAACCGCGGUCCGCGUUCAAACACUCGCAAGCGCUCAAGAGAGCCAGAUGACAUGUCCUCUCCCGCUGCAUUGCCCCCCUCCAGUCCCGCCGCCCUCGGUUCAUCUCCUCCCCCAAUGCCAUUCGACGAGGAUGAUGACGACGAUGAGGAAGCUGAGAUGAUCCCCGAUAUUGAUGAUAUGGAUGAGCUGGCGGAAGAUGAGGAGGGCAUUGACCUGUUCGGCGACGAUUUCCAGCGUGAUUAUGAAGGUGGCCCGGACGAGUACGUCAAUGAGGCAUAUAUUGAUGAUGAUGGAGAGCACCGGGAGCUCACCGCCGCUGAGCGCCGCCAGCUGGAUUCUCGGUUGGACCAAAGAGAUAUGGCUCGCCGCCGCAUGCCGGCUGCGUUCCUGCAGGAUGACGACGACCAGGAACUGGAUCUUGCGCGCCAACCACGACGUCGCCGACACCACUACGACGAGGACCAUGAGGACAUUGAUAUGGGAGAAGAUGGCAUGCAAGAGCUGACAUUAGAGGAGUUGGCUGAUGUGAAGGCCGCUAAUAUCACUGAUUGGGUCACCCAGCCUCAAGUCCUUCGCUCUAUUUACCGCGAGUUCAAGGCUUUCCUGACAGAGUUCAUUGAUGCCAGUGGUCAGUCAGUUUACGGUAACCGCAUCAAAACUCUGGGUGAAGUCAACUCGGCUUCCCUGGAGGUGUCCUACGCCCAUCUGAGUAGCAGCAAAGCGGCACUGUCAUACUUCCUUGCCAACGAGCCUACUGAAAUUCUCAAGGUCUUUGACCAGGCUGCGCUUGAUGUCACCCUCUUCUACUACCCCCAGUACCACGAUAUUCACAACGAGAUUCACGUGCGCAUCACCGAUAUCCCCGUUAUCUAUACUCUCCGCCAGCUGCGUCAGUCUCAUCUCAACUGUCUUGUCCGUGUUGGUGGUGUGGUCACUCGCCGUACCGGUGUCUUCCCACAAUUGAAAUUUGUCAUGUUCCUCUGCCAGAAAUGUGGUAUCACUCUGGGUCCUUUCCAGCAAGAGUCUAGCUCGGAAGUGAAGAUUUCCUUCUGUCAGAACUGCCAGUCCCGUGGUCCCUUCACGGUCAACAACGAGAAGACUGUCUACCGCAACUACCAGAAGUUGACUCUGCAGGAGUCUCCUGGUACCGUUCCUGCUGGUCGUCUGCCUCGUCAGCGCGAGGUCAUCUUGUUGGCUGAUUUGAUUGAUACCGCCAAGCCCGGUGAUGAGAUCGAGGUCACUGGUAUCUACCGUAACAGCUACGAUGCUCAGUUGAACAACAAGAACGGUUUCCCCGUUUUCUCUACCGUUAUUGAAGCUAACCAGGUGGUCAAGUCUCAUGAUCAGCUGGCCGGUUUCCGUUUGACGGAGGAUGAUGAGCGUGAGAUUCGCGCUCUGUCCCGCGAGCCUGACAUCGUCGACAGAAUUGUUCGGUCCAUGGCGCCCAGUAUCUACGGUCACCAAGAUGUCAAGACUGCCGUGGCUCUUUCUCUCUUUGGUGGUGUCAGCAAGCAGGCCCAGGGUAAGAUGUCCAUCCGUGGUGACAUCAACGUUCUGCUGCUUGGUGACCCCGGUACCGCCAAGUCCCAAGUGCUCAAGUAUGUGGAGAAAACAGCGCACCGAGCUGUCUUCGCCACCGGUCAAGGUGCCAGUGCUGUCGGUUUGACGGCCAGCGUUCGCCGCGAUCCGCUCACCAGCGAGUGGACCUUGGAAGGUGGUGCGCUUGUGCUCGCUGACCGUGGUACUUGUCUGAUUGAUGAGUUCGACAAGAUGAACGACCAGGACCGCACAUCUAUCCACGAAGCCAUGGAACAGCAGACCAUUUCUAUCUCCAAGGCCGGUAUUGUGACCACUCUACAGGCUCGUUGUGCGGUCGUCGCCGCUGCCAACCCCCAGGGUGGCCGCUACAAUGCUACCAAGCCUCUAUCGGAGAAUGUGGAGCUAACUGAGCCCAUUCUGUCUCGUUUCGAUAUCUUGUGUGUGGUCCGCGAUCUGGUCGAGCCCAGCGAGGACGAGCGCUUGGCCAACUUCGUGAUCGAAUCUCACCACCGCGCUAACCCCGCUCGACCCCUGCGUGACGACCAGAACAACCUGGUUGAUACCGAUGGCCACCUUAUCAACGAGGAGGGUUACCGCGUCGAUGAGCAUGGCCGGAUUCUCCCUCCCACACAAGAGGAGAUUUCCCAGCGUGCAGCCGAGCAGAAGAAGCAGGAAGAAGAAAGAGAGGGCGAGAUCCCACAAGAACUGCUACGCAAGUACAUCCUCUACGCCCGUGAGCGAUGCCACCCCAAACUGUACCAGAUCGACCAGGACAAGGUCGCCCGUCUGUUCGCAGACAUGCGUCGCGAGUCCCUGGCCACUGGUGCCUACCCGAUUACAGUCCGUCACCUCGAAGCCAUCAUGCGUAUUGCCGAGUCGUUCUGCAAGAUGCGUCUGUCAGAGUACUGCUCUUCUCAGGACAUCGACCGCGCCAUCGCCGUUACCGUUGAAUCCUUCGUUGGCAGCCAAAAGAUCAGCUGCAAGAAGGCCUUGUCCCGUGCAUUUGCCAAAUACACACUAGCCCGGCCCAAGCCGAUGUCCAAGCGUCGUGCGGGUGUCGCUGUGCCUAACCCGCAUUUGCCACGGAGUACGUCCGUCGCACAGUAA